Messenger RNA from Olea europaea var. sylvestris, 3103 nucleotides. RefSeq names its product vacuolar protein sorting-associated protein 51 homolog. The record is from RefSeq and is a predicted model, not a curated record. The transcript is spliced from 21 exons. NCBI's taxonomy places the organism in Eukaryota, Viridiplantae, Streptophyta, Magnoliopsida, Lamiales, Oleaceae. Gene Ontology annotation, biological process: retrograde transport, endosome to Golgi; Golgi vesicle transport; lysosomal transport. The coding region runs from base 265 to 2658 and encodes 797 amino acids. Gene Ontology annotation, cellular component: GARP complex; EARP complex; membrane.
UGAAGUUUGGGGUACCGCUGUUACGGUUAACCAAAAUCUGUCCUGAAUGGUAAACUUGCACAUUACAUUCCCAGCCUCGGACACCACCAGUUGAACGACGUCGAAUUACUCGACAGUAUUCUUCCGUCCACCAAAUCUGAUCGGUCAAUUCCGCGCUCGAGUUCGCCGGGGGCUAUCUUAUCCGUUAGAUCUUGCACGGAGUUCUUCACGAAACAAAUUAGUAUACUUUUAGAAAUUGUAGAAUCAGUUCGAAAAGGGGUGAAAAUGGAGGUAGAAGAAGGAGUGCAGAUUGACGACAAGGCGAAGAGAAUGAGAGAUCUGUUAUCGAGCUUCUACUCUCCAGAUUCUUCAUCUAAUGCAUCAUCCUUGGAGAAUUACAGUUCUUCCUCGUCAAGAUUUGCUACUCUCGACACCAUCAACACCACCUCUUUCGACGCCGAUCUGUACAUGAAUCUUCUCGUACAAAAGUCAAAUUUGGAAAAUCUUCUUCAGAAGCAUGUUGAGAUGGCUGCUGAAAUAAAAAAUCUUGAUACUGACUUGCAAAUGUUGGUAUAUGAAAAUUACAACAAGUUCAUCAGUGCUACUGAUACAAUUAAAAGGAUGAAAAAUAAUAUUGUUGGUAUGGAAGCAAAUAUGGAACAACUUCUCAAAAAGAUAAUGUCUGUGCAAUCGAAAAGCGAUGGUGUUAACACUUCUCUUUUUGAGAAGAGAGAGCAUAUAGAGAAGUUGCACCGCACACGCAAUCUUCUCCGUAAAGUUCAGUUACACCAAAUUCUGUUUACAUGGGAAGAGCAGUUUAUAUAUGAUCUCCCUACAAGACUUGAGAAUUGUAUCAAAUCAGAAGCCUACGCUGAUGCUGUCAAAUUUUAUACUGGAGCCAUGCCAAUUUUUAAGGCAUAUGGGGAGUCCUCCUUUCAGGAAUGUAAGCGAGCAUCAGAAGAAGCAGUGGAUGUAAUUAUAAAAAAUUUGCAGAGGAAGGUAUUCUCAGAUUCGGAGUCCAUACAAGCCAGAGCCGAGGCUGUGAUGCUUCUUAAGCAGUUGGAUUUCCCGGUCAUAAAUUUGAAGGUUAAACUGUUUGAAAAGCUAGAGCAAUUCCUUGUGAACCUUCAUCUUGAUGAAUUGAAGGAACCAACAAAUGCUUCAGCAGAUGAUAAUGAACCUCCUAAGGAAGGAACUGUUCUUGAUUCAGCCUCUUCUGCAGCUCAUGAGGCCUCUAUUCGCGAAUUUGUGGAAGCUGUUCGUGCAUAUAGAGCUAUAUUUUUGGAUUCAGAACAACAGCUACUUAAACUUGCUCAAGAUUUUGUUACAAAGCAUUUUGAUGCCACUCGUCAGAAAAUUAAGCAGUUACGCUCUGUGGAACUUUUGGCAAUCCUUCGGGUGAUUUGGAGUGAUGUGCUCUUGAUAACUGAAGUGUUACCAGAGGCUGAUCUACCUGAUUAUGCCUUGCAGGCUGCUCGCAUUGUUGUCAAAGACUACAUUAACAGCACUUUUAAACAGCUUUUACUAGAUAUCUCAGAUGCCCUCACUAAAGCCCAAGUUGGACAGAAGCAAGGAGUAGAAGAAUAUUCUUUGCAGGUGGCACUCGAGGCUAGCAGAAAGGCAGUAAUCCAGGGCAGUUUGGAUGUCUUACAGAAUUUCCGCCAGCUUCUUGAUGAAAACUCAGAUUUGGUACUAAAGUUGAGAGACUUGAUAAUUGACUGGGUACAAGAAGGGUUUCAAAAUUUCUUUUGGGCGCUUGACGAUCAUUUUGUCUUGCUUUCUGGCAAGAGUAAUUCAGCAAGUCAAAAUUUAAAUAUUCCGGGGAGUAUAGCAGGUGACAAAGUACGUGCUGGACUUGUACUUGUGCUGGCUCAAUUAUCUCUUUUUAUCGAACAAAUUGCCAUCCCCAGAAUUACUGAGGAAAUAGCAUCUUCUUUUUCUGGUGGUGGGACUCGGGGCUUUGAAUAUGGUCCAGCUUUUGUUCCUGCAGAAACUUGUCGCACCUUUCGUUCAGCUGGUGAAAAAUUCUUAGAUCUUUAUAUAAAGAUGAGAACUCAAAAAAUAUCAGUUGUCUUGAAGAAGAGGUUUACAGCCCCAAAUUGGGUCAAGCACAAAGAACCCAGAGAAGUACAUAUGUUUGUCGAUCUCCUUCUUCAAGAGUUGGAAGCAAUAGGAACCGAGGUAAAACAGAUUUUGCCGCAAGGCCUUCAUCACAAGCAUCGUCGCACCGACAGCAAUGGAAGCACCACUUCCUCGCGCAGCAAUCCUUACGAUAGACUUGGCCGAUCAAAUACCCAAAAGGCUAGAAGCCAGCUUCUGGAGACCCAUCUUGCAAAAUUAUUCAAGCAAAAGAUGGAAAUUUUUACUAAAGUUGAACACACACAGGGAUCUGUUUUAACAACUAUUGUGAAACUUUCUUUGAAGAGUUUGCAUGAAUUUGUCAGACUCCAGACAUUCAAUCGAAGUGGGUUCCAACAAAUUCAGUUGGAUAUCCAGUUUCUAAAGACUGCAUUAAAGGGGAUUGCUGAGGAUGAAGCUGCUGUAGAUUUCUUGCUUGAUGAGGUGAUCGUUGCCACUGCAGAGCGUUGUUUAGAUCCAAUUCCUUUAGAACCUCCCAUAUUGGACAAACUUGUACAAGCAAAGUUAGCAAAGAAUUCAGAACAGAGCCCAGUUUCUUGAUCAGAUAGUUUUCUGAAGCUUCACCCAUCGUGCCUCGGUUUCCUUCUUUCAUGGUGACAUUCCUGUUCAAGUAUUUCUGGUCGAUCUUGUGCAAUUUUCCCGUAAGGUUCAGUGAGAUUCUCUUUGUUGUUAUGAGAAAGAGAGGACUAGGAAUAAAUUGGUGGAUGCUUGUUUGUGAAGAGUAACCAAUGUGCGGCUUUGCACCACUAGGAUUUGCCGACAUUGUUCGUUGUUGUUACAUAGUCUUAACGUGUUGUAAUUGGAAAUAUUAUUUCCGUUAAAGAGCAGUCAAGACUGUAUAUUGACCGUUCAUACGAAGAAAUGCAAUUUGGCUUCCAUUCAGCAAUAGAUGAUGAACCAUUUGGAAGAUAUAUACGUUUUGUUAGUGCUAUAAUUUGAUGUUUUACUUAAUCAUUGAAGCUAUUUGCGCUUUCUGGAGUUCUAA